CAUCAAAACCAUAUCUAAUGGCAUCAAAAGGUUUUUCCUCCAUUACCACAAUAUUUACUCUCCUUAUAAUCAUUCUCCUGAUCCCUCCCCAAUUUCAGGUGGUUUCAUCAUCAAAGUCAUCUCCGUUUCGGUUUAUCAAGAAUCUCCAAGGAAGUCAAAAGGGAGACCAUGUCAAAGGCCUCCGUCAUCUCAAAGAAUACCUCGAGAGGUUUGGCUACUUAAACCACAACAACAAAACCCACAAGGACGAUGAUUAUUUCGACGAAAGCUUGGAGUCGGCAAUCGAAACCUACCAGCUCAACUACAAUCUCAACGUCACGGGAGAUCUAGACUCGGAGACAGUAUCGGAGAUGAUGGUGUCUCGCUGUGGUGUGGCAGAUAUAGUAAACGGCUACAGUCGGAUGGAAUCGGGCAAGAAAAGGCCAAAAAACCACGUCCAUGCAGCAGGAAGCAGCUCAUCUUCAUUGAACACAGUUGGUCACUAUUCAUUUUUCCCAGGUAUGCCGAGAUGGCCACCUAAUAAGUUCCAUUUGACGUAUGCUUUUCUUUAUGGCACACCAUUCAUAGCCAUGCCUCCAGUCCAUCGAGCCUUCCGAGCAUGGGCUGCAAACACAGCCUUCAGUUUCUCUCUGUUUCAAGGGUUUGGUGGAAACGGCCGCCGCCCGGAUCUCACAAUUAGCUUCCAGAGGGGGUCUCAUGGAGAUGGAGCCCCUUUCGAUGGACCCGGAGGAACCCUAGCUCAUGCUUUUGCACCCACCGACGGAAGGUUCCAUUACGACUCCGACGAGGAGUGGACCGUCGGUGGUGUUCCUGGUACUUACGAUUUGGAGACGGUUGCUUUGCAUGAGAUUGGACACCUUCUUGGGUUGGAUCAUAGCUCGGUGCCAAAUGCUAUUAUGUUUCCCGUUAUUCCUGCUGGUCAGACCAAGGGUUUGCAUAAUGACGAUAUCCAAGGAAUUAGAUAUUUAUACGGCUAUAAGUAAACAUUAAUCUUCCUUCUUUAACUGUUAAUUUCAAAAAAUAAUUGGAGUCACAACCUUGUGAAACUAGCUCCUAGCUACUAGCUAGAGGAAGAAUAAAAGAAAGGUACUCUUAAUUAGCUAAAAUAAUUUUCUCUAAGUUUCAAGAAGGAUACGUAGAUAUUGGAAAUGAUCUAUAUCCAACAAUAACUUGAAGUUCUUGUAAUAUAUGAUCAUUUUCUUCUGUUCAAAAUGAAUAAGGAUAGCUUUUUAAAGCUAUUCCAAAAA
Molecule: messenger RNA, 1247 nt
Organism: Ziziphus jujuba (common jujube)
Lineage: Eukaryota; Viridiplantae; Streptophyta; Magnoliopsida; Rosales; Rhamnaceae
Product: metalloendoproteinase 2-MMP
Exons: 1
Coding region: 18-983 (321 amino acids)
Biological process (GO): proteolysis; collagen catabolic process; extracellular matrix organization
Cellular component (GO): extracellular matrix
Molecular function (GO): zinc ion binding; metalloendopeptidase activity
Source: RefSeq, a predicted model, not a curated record